This is a messenger RNA of Tilletiopsis washingtonensis, 1547 nucleotides long. RefSeq lists its product as hypothetical. The record is from RefSeq and is a predicted model, not a curated record. Bases 102 to 1178 code for a protein of 358 amino acids. NCBI's taxonomy places the organism in Eukaryota, Fungi, Basidiomycota, Exobasidiomycetes, Entylomatales. The transcript is spliced from 8 exons.
CCUUCUCACGACACCUCACGCCCUUGACGAUCUCUCACGACACACCACCGCACCCUAGUACCCCGCACUUCCCCACACACUCACCCAGCACUUCCGUCACCAUGCCCCUCUCCCUCAAGCGCGCCCUCUCCACGCGCAGCAGCAGCAAGCGCGACGCCGCCAGCGCUCCGGCGUCGGACGCGGCCGAGCCUUCGAUCCACGAGGAGCUCGCGGCCAAUGCCAACGACGCCGACGCCGAGGCGCUGCGCAAGGAGACGCUCGCCGCUCAGGUCGCUGCCGAGGCCGAGAAGGCUGCCGUCGCAGCGCAGGCCAAAGCUCUCGCCCAUGCGGCGCAGACCAACGCCGAGGCGAAUGUUCAGGCUGCAAAGGAUGAGGCAGCUGCCUACGGCGCGGCCGAGGAGGCCGAGCACGCCAAGGACGACGUCGCGCUGCGCGCCGAAGAGGAGCAGAAGGCUGUCGCUGCCGCCGCGGCCGCUGCGGCGGUGAGCGAGAACGAUGCCAAGGCAGCAAAGAAGAAGGAGGAGGCCGCUGCAGAGGAGGAGAAGGCGGUGCAGGCCGCCAUCAAGCAGCACGAGGCCGCCCUUGCCGCCUUCGAGCUCGUCGCAGCCAAGCGCCUCGACGAGGCCAAGGCGCGCGCCGAGUGCGAGCGCCGCAAGGCCAUCGCCCAAGCGAGCGUCGCCCGUCGCAAGGCCAACGCCAAGACGGAGAGCGUCCGUGCCGCCGCCGACGCCAAGGCAGCCAAGGCGCGCAUGGAGGCGGAGCGCAAGGCGUGGAAGGCACGCACCGAGAUCGAGGCCAAGGCGCACAAGGCGCACCAGGCCGCCGAGAAGCUGGCGGCCAAGGAGCGUGCCGCCGCAGAGAAGGCGGCGGAGAAGGAGCGUCUGCGUGCCCACAAGGCGGCGGAGAAGGAGCGCCUGCGCGCCGUCGAGGAUGCCGAGGCCGAGCGUGUCGCUACGCACCUCGGCGAGGAGGAGGCCAGCCGCGUCGAGAACUCGGUGCAGGCCGGCGACGACAUCGUCGCGCUGCCCGUCAACGAGACGUGGGCCUCGUGGCUCUGGGCCGGCCUCUUCGGUGCGCCGACCGUCGAGUCGAGCACGCCCACUGCCACUGCCGCCGUCGAGGAGGCGCCGGCCGUCCCGGCCAAGGAUGCCGCCGCGCCCGUCGCGCUCACCGCAUAGGCAGGCCCUCACAUCUCUGAGCUCUCGCUGCUAGCUCUGGUCCGUUGUCUCUCUUGUCUCGACCCCGUUCACCCGCGCGGAUCUCCACUUCCAUACCCCGCCGACUCUCGUCUCCCACGGAUCCUCUAUACGACGUCUCCCACCCGCUGUCCAUCAUCACGCCGCCGCCGUCCGUACUGCCACGUCUGUCCAUCUCUCUGUGUAGCGCCUCUCGGCCUGUCUGAUUCCGCGUGACGUGUGGCUCCCCUCGACUUGGCGCAGCGGCCGUCUAGCGCGGGCACGUGCAGCGGUUCUCCUCGGGCACGGCGUUCAUGACCGAGUCGAUGUGCUUGCCGCAGCCACGCCACGUCGUCUUUCCGCACUUGGUGC